CUAACGAAGAAGAAGAAGGAGAACCGGAAGUAGAAGGGGCCCAGUAAAGAUGUCUCCGCCGUCUCUCUUCGACUUCACUGAAGCCAGAGAUAUAUUUACGGCUGCCGCUAAAAGUGCUGUAGAUAUCAGGAGCUGCAAACCCCUGACCAACGCUUUCAGCCAGCUGCCUGGAAAUGAAACUGAGAAGAAAGCCACUCUUGAUCAAGCCCUGCGUGGAGUUCUUGAAGAGCAGAUUGUGAAGCAGAAGGUGGACGUUGGAGAUUUCCUUUCUCUGAUCUACAUCAGUGUAGACGGUGUGACUGAAGGCAUCUGCUCUGCUACCGCUCCUUUUCUUCUGCUGGGAGAUGUUCUCGACUGCCUUCCUCUGGACCAGUGCGACAAAAUCUUCUCCUUUGUUGAAGAAAAUGUGUCUACAUGGAAGUCUAAUGACAUUCUUGGUCCACAAGUAUCUUGUUUUAAUGUCCCAUCAAUCGUGUUCUCUGUGCAGUAUUCAGAUGAGACACUAGCUGUGUUCAAGAGCUUCAAACUGGAUGACAUGCAAGCCUCAAAGAGAAAGCUGGAGGAAAUGAGGACUGCUGCUGGAGACCACGUGUACUUUGCCAAGUUCCUCACCAGUGAGAAAUUGAUGGACCUUCAAUUGAGUGACAGCAACUUCAGACGACACAUUCUGCUUCAGUAUCUCAUCCUCUUCCAGUAUCUCAAGGGCCAGGUCAAGUUCAAGAGUUCCAGCUGUGUUUUGAAUGACGAUCAGUCUUUGUGGAUUGAGGACACGACCAAACUAGUCUAUCAGUUACUGAGAGAAACCCCUCCAGAUGGUGACAAGUUUGCGUUGAUGUUUGAGCACAUCCUGAACACAGAAGAAAACUGGAACUCUUGGAAAAAUGAAGGCUGUCCAAGCUUUGUGAAAGAAAGACCAGCAAAGACCAAACCCAUCCGUCCCAGCAUUCAGAGCAAGGCCGUGACCAACAGUCAGAUGGACGAGAUCGCAGCCAAGCUUGGGUCGCAGUGGAAGACGCUGGCAGACCACCUGGAGAUGAGCGAGAAGGAGAUCCGCGUGAUCGAGUCUGACAGCGAGGAUGUAGAACUACAGGCCAAGAUGCUGCUGGUGGCCUGGCAGGACCGAGAAGGCACUCAAGCUACGAUGGAGAGCCUGGUCACGGCUCUGAACUCGGCUGGUUUCAGUAACAUCACAGAAGGUCUCAGUGAAACAUAACAGCCAC
Sinocyclocheilus grahami is the source of this 1220-nucleotide messenger RNA. RefSeq names its product THO complex subunit 1-like. Lineage: Eukaryota; Metazoa; Chordata; Actinopteri; Cypriniformes; Cyprinidae. Bases 50 to 1213 code for a protein of 387 amino acids. Gene Ontology annotation, cellular component: THO complex part of transcription export complex. Gene Ontology annotation, molecular function: protein binding. Gene Ontology annotation, biological process: signal transduction; mRNA export from nucleus. The record is from RefSeq and is a predicted model, not a curated record. The transcript is spliced from 12 exons.